AUCUCACUGCACAGUCUUGUGAGAGUUUGUCUUCAGUUUUACAAUCCUCAAACACUGUCCUGAGAGAACUGGACCUGAGUAGCAAUGAUCUGCAGGAUUCAGGAGUGAAGCUGCUCUCUGAAGGACUGAAGAGUCCAAACUCAAAGCUGGAGAUUUUAAGAUUUUCCAUAUGUAAUCUCACUACACAGUCUUGUGAGAGUUUGUCUUCAGUUUUACAAUCCUCAAACUCUGUCCUGAGAGAACUGGACCUGAGUAGCAAUGACCUGCAGGAUUCAGGAGUGAAGCUGCUUUCUGAAGGACUGAAGAGUUUAAACUCCAAGCUGGAGACAAUGAGGUUGUCUGGCUGCAUGGUGACAGAGGAAGGCUGUAAUUAUUUGUCUUCAGCUCUGACUUCAAACCCCUCACACCUGAAAGAGCUGGAUCUGAGCUACAAUCAUCCUGGAGAUUCAGGAGUGAAGCUGCUCUCUGAAAAACUGGAGGAUCCAAACUGCUCACUGAAUAAACUCAACAUUGAUCAUGGAGGAGAAUCCAGGAUUACAACAGGACUGAAGAAAUAUGAGUGUUUUCUCACACUGGAUCCAAACACAGCACACACUAAACUCAGACUGUCUGAGGACAACAGAAGAGUAACAUUUGUGUUUGAGUCUCAGCCAUAUCCUGAUCAUCCAGACAGAUUUAAAAUGUCUCAGGUGUUGUGUGGAGAGAGUGUGUGGACGCUGUUACUGGGAGACUGAGUGGAGUGGGUUUGUGGAUAUAUCGGUGUCAUAUAAGAACAUCAGCAGAAGGAGAGGUGAUGAGUGUGUGUUUGGACGUAAUGAUCAGUCCUGGAGUUUGAUCUGCUCUCGCUACAGUUACUCAUUCAUACACAAUAACAGAGAGACUAAUUUCUCUGUGAAGCCCAUCAUCAUCAGCAGAAGACCAGAAGUGUAUGGUAAUGAUAAUAUCUAUAGAACAGGAGUGUAUUUGGAUGAGAGCGCAGGGAUUCUGUCGCUUCUACAGCGUCUCUGACACAAUGAGACUCAUCCACACAGUCCAGACCACAUUCACUCAGACACUCUGUCCUGGGUUUUAUCUUUUUUUUGGAUCAUCAGUGAAACUAUGUUGAUGAAUCAGAAGAGACUGAGCAGAGAUUCUACCCAUAAUGCUUUGAGCAUGAUUGAUGAAGAACAUGUAAUCAAUUUCUGUUAUUUUUGUAUAGAAAUACAAAUACUAAAAAAAAAAAAGAUAAAUCGACUUGAUAUCAGAUUUUAAUCAAUGUUUGUAUCAUGAAUAUAACUGAUUUUUGACAAGAAUGAAAUGAGCUUCUGGCUUUAUAAAAUAUUAAAUUAUAAAUUAACCUA
This is a messenger RNA of Puntigrus tetrazona (Sumatra barb), 1340 nucleotides long. RefSeq names its product vespryn-like. The transcript is spliced from 5 exons. Lineage: Eukaryota; Metazoa; Chordata; Actinopteri; Cypriniformes; Cyprinidae. The record is from RefSeq and is a predicted model, not a curated record. The coding region runs from base 330 to 734 and encodes 134 amino acids.